Messenger RNA from Ruditapes philippinarum (Manila clam), 1650 nucleotides. RefSeq names its product palmitoyltransferase ZDHHC20-B-like. Lineage: Eukaryota; Metazoa; Mollusca; Bivalvia; Venerida; Veneridae. Gene Ontology annotation, cellular component: endoplasmic reticulum; Golgi apparatus. The record is from RefSeq and is a predicted model, not a curated record. Gene Ontology annotation, molecular function: protein-cysteine S-palmitoyltransferase activity. Bases 359 to 1411 code for a protein of 350 amino acids. The transcript has 2 exons. Gene Ontology annotation, biological process: protein targeting to membrane; peptidyl-L-cysteine S-palmitoylation.
UUUAUAAUUAACUUUUGUUGUCAUUUAAACUUUUAUCAAUUAUUUAAACCUUUAUAUUUAAACCUGUAUAUUUAAACUCGUUGAAGUCCUUUUAAACAUAAGUAGAUACAUUUCCAAUAGGUUUAUAAAAGGCAAGUUUGUGUUUAUUGAAUUAUUAAUCUAUCUUUAAUUAUCCGGAGAGGUUUAAGGCAUGUUAUGACACAUUAUAUGUCAACAAAUCGUUUAACAAUGGAAUAUUAUCUUUCCAAACCGAAGCUUAAACUUUAAUAUAACUAAAUAUCGUGGACAUUUCUGUACAUGACACGCUUUGAAGAUAAAUAUUUGCACAGGACAGUCAGAACAUUUGAAGAGGAGAAAAAUGCAGAACUUUUGCACCGAGAUGAUAGGUGGUCUACGGAUAAGAUUUCGAAGACUGGUGAAUGAUGUAUUAUUUCUGGACAGAUUUUCACAGUCUUGCUUUAUAAUUGGUCUUGUAGGAAUAGCUAUGUUUGGCAUUCUCUUCGCUAUACCUCAUCUUUACACAGACUUCGGUGAUACCGCCGUUCUUAUUGCACGUGCUUUUGGACUUUUUGUUGCAUUUCAAAUGUUCAUUAAUUGGUUGUGCAUGAAAUUUAUAGACAAUAGAUACGAUCCAGACCGUCAUGGUACCUUACCGGAGGGCAUACAAAUGGGUCAGAAUAUCAGUAGAUUGCCUGCAAGUGUUCCGGAAAGUAAACCAGUGAAUGAAAACAAACGUAAAACGAAUGGUUUAAAUCAAAGAAAGUCAGGGAGCGUGAUGUACGUGGCUACAGAAAUGCCAAAGACUGCCGACGAUCUUCCCAAAAGGACUGCUUAUCCGUAUUUUUCGUGGACGCCGUGUUUACGAUGUAAUAGGCCACGCCCACCACGGUGUCAUCAUUGUCCCCAGUGUAAUAUAUGUGUUUUGAAACGUGAUCACCAUUGCCACUUUGCAGGUUCGUGUAUUGGAUAUAGAAAUCUCAGACAUUUUUCAGUGUUUUUAUUUUGGGCAACAGUUGCCACUAUAUUUUCAACUGUGCACGCACUCCCGUACUAUUAUUAUCACGUGAUACAAAACACGAGUUUCUUUGACGUGCUAUUUCCGGUGGCUAUUGCAAGAUAUUUACUCGGAUACAUAUGUUUAAGAUACGCGUUAUUCGUUACGCUUUCUUGGAUUCUAAUAACAUUUUUGUACUGGGCUACUUCUUUUCUGAAAAUAGUUGUUAAUUUGAUAAUGUUAGGUAAAACGACUUUCGAAGCAGAUAACAAGAUGGAGUUAACGGACAGACGAAAUCUGAACGAUAAGUUAAGAUCAGUUUACGGCAAAUAUUGGAUAUUAAACUUCAUAAUUCCUCUACAAUUUCUAUAUGAACCUGAUGACGAUCCAAUAAACUGGCCAUUUGUAAAGGCGUAACCUCAAUAAAAGAUUUCAGCGAGCCCGUAAAACGAGUAUUACGGUAACGCAAGUAGUGUGCCCGGCAGUAUGUUUCUAGGAUCGGAAAUUGUGAGAUCACAAAAUUGACUGGUACAAAAUGUAAACCUAAUUCAGGUUUGUUCAAGUUUCAUGAAAGGAGUUCGAUUACCCGAAAAGGAUUCUUCGUGAGUCCUUAAUCUCUGAAUAUUUUUCUUGAUUUUGCAUAAUAACGACAUACA